Molecule: messenger RNA, 1932 nt
Organism: Pseudo-nitzschia multistriata
Lineage: Eukaryota; Bacillariophyta; Bacillariophyceae; Bacillariales; Bacillariaceae
Source: the annotation of a GenBank genome assembly
CACCGCCGUCAUUCCAUUUUUGGGAGUCGAAAUUUUUGUGGGCUGAUUUUAAAAUGGAGGGGACGACAACGCUUGCUGAUGCCCUCUUGGGCGAUCUCGACGAUUUGAUGGACUCAGACGACGAAGAUCAAAAUGAAGUAGCCGAAAGCGAAGAAGUAGACGCAUCAAAAGAUGCCAACAAUGUGGGCGAAAGCAUGGAUGGAAUGAUUCCACCUUCCCCAUUCAAAUCAUCCUCGAUGAUAGAAUCGGAAAAAACAAGAACAAGAAAAAGAGCUCAGUCCCAGUUUCUCGACAACCGAUCUCUCAAGAAUCAUUUGAAGAUCAUACGAGAACAAAACGACGGAAACAGCACUGUUAAUGAUAACAGUAACACGAAUUCGUCUGUCGGUGCCGUUCGGAGACGAAAAGAAGAAGAAGAAGAGAAUCACCAAAUGGUGGUCCAGUCGAACAAGUACCUUGCUAGCCUGGCAGAAGAAAUGCAACGCGCCCAUUCGAAAUUGGCCGAUACAUACCGACCGAAAUUUCCCGAGUUAGAAGAUCUCCUUCCCAACCCUUUGGACUACAAAAAUGCCAUUCGCAUCAUCGGCAACGAGACGGACCUGACUAAGGUCAACGAUGAACUCAAUGAAAUUUUAAGCAGCAAUCAGAUCAUUACGUUAUCGAUGGCCAGUAGCACAACGUCGGGACGCGUACUGACCGAAAAAGAGCUCGAAGAAGUCGAUGCAGCGGCAACCUACACGGAAGAAUUGCUGUUGGUACAGAAAGAUUUGAUGAAAUUUGUGGAGGAUUCCAUGGAAAGUCUCUGUCCAAGUAUUUGUGCCCUCAUUGGGGCACCCACAGCUGCGAGACUCUUGGGAUUGUCGGGAGGUCUCCAAGAGCUGACAAAGGUAAGCUUUCACGGCGAAAGGAAAGAAUGACCUGGGUGUUCUGUAUCAUCAUUGAUGUUUGACUCAAAGACUUUUUGUCCUACUUUUGGCUAGAUACCUAGUUGCAAUCUGCAGGUUCUGGGGCAGACCAAGGUCAAUUCCGAGUCGAGAGCGGGCUUGUCGGGCGGUUCUAUCAGACAACAUACCGGGUUGCUAGCAGAUUGUGACUUGAUCCAAUCGCUUGCCAAGGCGUAUAAGAAAAAGGCACUGAAGGUAGUCGCGGCAAAAUUGGCUUUGGUGGCACGGUUUGACUUCUCCAACGUCGAUUCCGGUCGACAACGGAGUGCUUCCGCCGGAAUCAGCUACAGGAAACAACUAGAAGAAAAAUUCGAAAAAUGGCAAGAGCCCGACAGAGCCCCCGUCGCGAAGGCUUUACCGAAACCCAAUUUAGAAGCGAAGAAACGCCGAGGAGGUCGUCGAAUGCGUCGAAUGAAAGAGCGAUUCGAAGAGACAGCGAUGAUGAAGCAGGCAAAUACCAGAGCGUUUAGUACCCAACAAGGGGAGUACGGAGAUGAUGCCAUGGGAAUCACCAUGGGACUACUAGACACAGCCGACAAUGGCGGAGCAAUUCGCAAGGYCACCGAGAAACGCAAGAUGCGGCAGGCAAAUACAAAGGCUUCGCGAAAACGAGCCAUGCAAAUGGCUCAACAGGCCAAAAACAAGGAUGGCUUGGCCAGCAGUGUAGUGUUCACUCAAACGACCGGUAUGGAGUUGAUCAAUCCCGAGGCACAAAAGGAGCGCGUGAAGGCUGCGAACGACAAAUGGUUCAACAGCAAUGCGGGAUUUCAAUCAGCUUUGCCCAAGAAGGGGACGUGAUGGGGAAAGCGAAAUCUGGAGUUUGGAAAGAAAUGAUACGAGUAUUGGAAGAUCAUUUAUCAUGUCCAUUUUUACGGAUGCAUUUAGAGAGUAGAAGACGAAUUGCUAUUUGACGGAGAUUGAUUGAAUAUUUGAUGGUCAAGUUCGGGUUUUUUUAUUUUAGUCCACACGAUAAAUACAGAGGUUUAAA